This is a messenger RNA of Colossoma macropomum (tambaqui), 978 nucleotides long. Its product is annotated as phosphoinositide-3-kinase-interacting protein 1-like. The record is from RefSeq and is a predicted model, not a curated record. Gene Ontology annotation, molecular function: endopeptidase activity; signaling receptor binding. The coding region runs from base 1 to 978 and encodes 325 amino acids. NCBI's taxonomy places the organism in Eukaryota, Metazoa, Chordata, Actinopteri, Characiformes, Serrasalmidae. The transcript has 7 exons.
AUGCUCCCUCUCGUUCAUGUGGCGUUAGCUUUAGUGGUCGCUACGAGUGCAGCGGUCGUCAGAGAGUGCGUUGAACUGAAUGGAGCAUCAUACAGAGGAGUGAAGACCAGCUCCUCGGGAGAAACCUGCUUAAACUGGCUCAACAUAAGCAGCACGUACAACCUGACCAUCGACCUGGACAGCAGCUCUGGACAGUGGGAUCACAGCUACUGCCGUAACCCCGAUGCCUCCCCGAGGCCGUGGUGCUUUGUCUCCACUGAAGAUGGCAUUAAGAGACGAGACUGCAUAAUAGACAUGUGCCAAGAUCAGAGAUCUGAUGUAGGGGCUGAGGCUGAGGCCGUGUCCUCUGCUGAGGGUCAGACGGAGCCGCAGAGUGUCCAUCCGCCCAGAGAAACUGUCGCAGUGAAACCCGACCCAGGCAUCAGCCGGAGAGUCAGCCUCGGACCCAGCAGGAAAAAAGACCUGGGAGCACUGGGCUAUGCACUAGGAGCUCUUCUCAUGGCAGUCAUUGUGCUGUUGGGGGCAGGAAUAACUAUAGGAUACGUCUACAGGAGGGGUGUAAAGCUGAGGCUGCAGCAGGAGCAGAGAGCCUACGAGCAGGAAAUGCACAGAAUCAACCUCCCCCUAUCAGCUUUCACCAACCCGGCCUGCGACCUCAGUGACGAGCAGCCCGCGACCGCCAGCGUCCAGCAGGCAGGAGAGAAGGAGGAGAGAGGAGAGGAGGAGAGAGAGGAACCCACUGAACUACAGACGAACACAUUUGAGUCAGAUAAAGAGAACAGCAGCAUUCAGCUUCAGCAAACGGGCACGCGAGCCGACCAAUCAGAAGCGUACAGACAGCCUGGCUUCGUGACGCCAGCGGGAUCCGUACGUGUGCAAAUCAGCGAAAGCCAGCGUGCCGGUCUCAGCCAAUCAGCGCCUUCCACCCAACGCGACUUCGGCCAAUGGCGAGGCUCCACGACGGGGAAGAAACGAUGA